AUGGCAGGAUUUGUACGGAAAUGUCCCUGUCUUAAACCACAGAUAGAAGAUGAUGUAACAGUAUUAGAUUAUAGACAUUGUAGUCUAGCUGAUGUACCUGGUGAAGUUUUUAAUUUUGAGAGAACUCUGGAAGAACUAUUAACAGAUUCUAAUCAGAUUAGAGAUUUACCAAGGGAACUAUUUUAUUGUCAUGGUAUUAGAAAGUUAAGUAUUAGUGACAAUGAGAUUAUAAAUAUACCACCAGCUAUCUGCAGUCUCAAUAACCUUGAAGAACUCAACUUCAGUAAAAAUGGUGUAAUAGAUGUACCUGAAACUAUAAAACAAUGUAAAUUAUUAUCUGUGAUAGAUGCUAGUGUUAAUCCACUUGGCAAACUUCCUGAUGGUUUUACUCAGUUACAGAAUUUAACCCAACUAUAUUUAAAUGAUACCUUCUUAGAUUAUCUACCUGGUAGUUUUGGCAGACUGACCAAAUUAAAAAUUUUUGAAAUAAGAGAAAAUCAUUUGAAGACUCUACCUCAGUCAUUUAGUAGAUUGAUAGAAAUAGAGAGAUUAGAUAUUGGUAAUAAUGAAUUUACAGAGUUGCCAAAAUGUAUAGGAAGUUUAGUGAAAUUAUCUGAGUUAUGGUGUGAUAGUAAUCAGAUUAAAGAUAUACCACAGUCCAUUGGGAAUUUGAAGGAAUUGAUGUUCUUAGAUGCAUCUAAAAAUAGAAUAAAGACCAUUCCAGAUGAAAUUGAAGGAUGUAGUUCAUUAGCUGAUUUACAUUUAACAUGUAAUAGAUUAGAGGAAUUACCAGAAACAUUAGGCAAUUUAAGUAAUUUAACAACAUUUAAAAUUGAUGACAACCAUUUAACAAGUCUACCUAAAUCUCUAGGAGGGUUAACAUCACUAUCAGAACUCAAUGUUAGUACUAAUGAUUUAGAAGCAUUACCACCUACUAUUGGUUUUCUUAGAAAUCUUAGAACAUUUUAUGCUGAUGAGAAUCUUUUAGAAAUUCUGCCAUCUGAGCUUGGUAGUUGUAAUGGAUUAACAGUUUUAUCACUACGUAGUAACAAGUUGACCUAUAUACCAGAUGAAUUGGGUCGAAUACCAAAAUUACGAGUCUUGAAUCUGAGUGAUAACUUUCUCAAAUAUUUACCAUUUUCUGUGGUGAAAUUAAAAAAUCUUCAAGCAUUAUGGUUGACAGAAAAUCAGACAAAACCGUUAAUAAGUUUACAGUCAGAAUAUGAUGAAGAAAGUGAACGUAAAAUAUUAACAUGUUAUUUAUUACCUCAGCAACCAUCAAACUAUACAGCUGAUGAAAAAGAUGGUGACACAGAUAGUUUUCAUCCUUCUAUAUGGGAGGAAGAGAGGGGACGUAGACAGAAAAUACAGUUUGAAUUUGGUGAAGAUAUCAAUGAUAAUGUAAGUUGUGUUUGUAUUAUUGGUUGCACCAAGUUCAAUAUCACCAAGUUAUUGUUCUAA
Molecule: messenger RNA, 1461 nt
Organism: Lottia gigantea (owl limpet)
Lineage: Eukaryota; Metazoa; Mollusca; Gastropoda; Lottiidae
Exons: 12
Coding region: 1-1461 (486 amino acids)
Biological process (GO): neurotransmitter receptor transport, endosome to postsynaptic membrane; neurotransmitter receptor transport postsynaptic membrane to endosome
Cellular component (GO): postsynaptic density; postsynaptic membrane; adherens junction
Molecular function (GO): protein binding
Source: RefSeq, a predicted model, not a curated record